Molecule: messenger RNA, 1130 nt
Organism: Myzus persicae (green peach aphid)
Lineage: Eukaryota; Metazoa; Arthropoda; Insecta; Hemiptera; Aphididae
Gene: Uxt
Product: protein UXT homolog
Exons: 3
Coding region: 482-946 (154 amino acids)
Source: RefSeq, a predicted model, not a curated record
UAACAUUAGAGCUUAUCAGUUUAUUUACUGUGGACUGCGGUCAUCAUUAGUCUGUACUAGAUAUAUUAUUAUUUUACAUUCAUUUUGAAACAAACUUUUUAUUUUAUUCAUCAAGUGUAAUUUCAUAUUUUAUUGUAAUAUUGUAUUUAAGUUAAUUUUAACUGUAUUCUGUACUUGUUGUGCUUUAAAUUAGUGCGAGCUUGUACUAAUGCAAAACGAUUUGGACGAUCGAGGGACACGUGCACAGUUGUAUUGGCGAAGGGCAGAAAACAGAGAAUACACGAACACAACAUACGAUCUACCUACACUAUAAGAAUAUACGACUUAUUAUCCUUAUAUUCGUCCUUUAAACUGCAGACCGACCUGCCUGCACCGUAUCGAUCGAGAGUCGAGACCAGUGAUCGUUGAACUAUUACGUGCGUUGGUGAAUAAAAGCAAAAGAAGUGCCUACUAUACCUACUAAAACGGUAAAAAAAAAAAUAUGGCAUCUUCGUCAUCGUCGCGGCUGAUAGCACAAACGUCAGAGGAAAAAGUGGCCAAAUUCGAGAGGUUCAUCAACGACGUGCUCAAGGAGAGCCUAAGGCAGAUCUCGGCGGAACUGGAUAGGGUCAAUGAGCAGAUUUCGGAACUGGAAGACGUGCGGAACACCGUGGAGACGAUGACCAUGCUGGCCAGUGAACUUCCAGCCGGCAAGCAAUUGAAGACCCGUGUCAAGGUGGGAUGCGACUUCUUCAUGCAGGCCAAACCGGAUCUCCGGACGUUCUUGGUAUGCGUGGGGCUGGACUAUUAUGUUGAGUACACCAAGGACGAGACACUGGCUCAUGUCCAGUUCCGGUCCAAAUUGCUCAGGCAGCGGGCGGACGAGCUUCGUGACCAGGGGGCCCAGGUCAGGGCUCAAAUCACCCUGGCCCUGCACUGCAUACAGGCGGAAUUGCAGGGCUUAUAGUGACGAUCGGGCUACUAUCGUUAAAGACUGCACUUGCAUUGCACAUGCACAUGCAUCCUCGGCGAAUCCACAAACAAACGACCGCGGCAGGUUGAGCAUGCAUAUACGUUAAAGAAGCCAUACUAUAAUUGUCGCUUCGCUAUAUUUUUCAACUAUCAUUCUAAUAAAAUAUUUUACACAAAUA